Messenger RNA from Fusarium tjaetaba, 1824 nucleotides. RefSeq names its product threonine aldolase. Gene Ontology annotation, cellular component: cytosol. Lineage: Eukaryota; Fungi; Ascomycota; Sordariomycetes; Hypocreales; Nectriaceae. The record is from RefSeq and is a predicted model, not a curated record. The transcript has 2 exons. The coding region runs from base 1 to 1824 and encodes 607 amino acids. Gene Ontology annotation, biological process: L-threonine catabolic process; glycine biosynthetic process. Gene Ontology annotation, molecular function: L-allo-threonine aldolase activity.
AUGCCGUCCCAAAUACCAACCGCAAUUCCUCGCUAUAGUUUCAUGGACGAUUAUAGCGAGGGUGCACAUCCCGCUCUUCUCAAGGCCUUGAUCACCAGCAACACGACCCAAGAGACCGGCUACGGAGGCGAUACGUACUGCGAUCUCGCACGGCAGCGAAUCCGUCGCCAUCUCGGCCGCGACGACGUCGGGAUAUUCUUCGUGCCCAGCGGUACAUCAGCCAAUGCCAUCUCCAUCGCCGCAUGUCUCCGACCCCACGAGGCCGUCAUCGCUGCUAGCUCCGGGCACAUCGUGACGAGAGAAACAGGCGCAGUAGAAGCAAGCGGCCACAAAAUCAUCAACGUCACACCGCAUAAUGGAAAGCUCACGCCUGCGACGAUCGAGCGGGCACUGGAUGACAAUUGGCAUUUUCCUCACAUGGCGAAACCGCGACUGGUGUAUAUUUCCAACGCCACCGAGAUCGGAACGAUAUACUCUCGCGCCGAACUCGCAGCUAUAAAACAAGUCUGCGAAAAGAACGGCCUCAUUCUCUUCCUCGACGGCGCUCGCAUAGGCACCGCCCUCGCCUCCAAAGCAAAUGACAUGACCCUCUCCGACAUCCUCGAACUCACAGACAUAUUCUGGAUAGGCGGCACCAAAAACGGCGCCCUCCUCGGCGAAGCAGUCGUCGUAAAAGACGCCCGCCUCUCCUCAGAAUUCGAAUUCUACGUCAAGCAGCACGGCUCCCUCCUCGCAAAAGGGCGUGUCAUCGGCGCACAAUUCGCAGAGCUUUUUGAAGACGAUCUGUACUUUGAACUAGCGCGCAAGGCAAACUUGGCAGCUGAGUUGUUAUCGAGCGGUAUAGCGCAGGGAGGAUUUUCAGUAUAUGCUGCGACGGAGACGAAUCAGGUUUUUGCGGUGUUGCCGAUGAGUUUGAUCAAUGUGCUGAAGGAGAGUUUUAGUUUUUAUGUUUGGGAAAAGUGUGGUGAUGAUGAGGCUGUUAUUAGAUUGUUGACGACGUGGGCUACUGAGGCGGCGCAGGUUGAGAGGGAGUUCGGGUUUCUGAAGUAUCUUGACGAUGCCGAUCAACACCAAGACUCGAUAACCGUCAAGCGCUCCGCCUACUGGUGCUACUGCGGUCCUCUCCUCGACCCUUCGAAGUCAUCAUUACCGGACAACUUGUACGACUUUGAGAGCCAAGUCUUCACUGGCCCUAUUCGCUCAAGACUUGACCCUUUUCUGAACUAUAUCAAGAGUGUUCUCCUCGACAAGGGAUUUAAGCAUUAUUUCCUUACUAUACGCGCCACGACGCCGACACGCGAAUUUGAUCAACCAAGAUGGCAUACCGACGAACUCUUCUUCGCCAAAGAUAUACUCCCCGGUACACGCCUAGGUCUCAAAUCACAACACCAAAAACAUCAUCAACCCACCGGAACAGACUUCAAGAUCUGCACUACGCUUCUCGGCCCCUCAACGCUCUUCAUACCAGCAUCCCAUCAACCUCUUGCACGCAAAGCACAAGAAUCCGCUCGUGACGCUGCAAGCACGGAGCAUGAGUGUGUGUCAAUUCGCUGUGUUGGCUGUGCAGCUGCAGCAGAUGCUGUGCGCGAUGAACUAGCUACUGUACUUGAGCCUUUUGGUGCAGAAGCAGCUGAGAUAGGUGAAUGCUCUGUGUUUAAGGUUGGCAGGGAGUUUGGAGCUGUGCAUUCGGAACCUUGUAUGAGUGAGGGAGAUAGUGGACGGGUUCUCAUUAAUGUUGUGCCGGGGACGGAGGAUGAGUUGAGAGUGUUGAUGCGAAAAUGGGGCAUGGAAUUCCCUAGACAGUGGUGGGUUGGCGGGAGAUGA